AUGCCGCCUGUACCACGUAUGGUUCCGUGGACCGGACCUGAGGAAUAUGAUCAGGUUUAUCAAUGGCUGUAUUCAGCCGAAUCUCGUUUACGCAAACUCGGAAUUCAGCACGUAAAAAUGUGGAUGAGUAGAGGCAAAGUACCGCACGCCAUAUUAAGUACCGCAUCAUUCGUUGAAGUUCAACUUCGAGAUGAAUUGUGUUAUGAUGAGACAAUCAGUCAGCACGAAUUACAGUUGCUUUAUUCAAUGACUUUCACAAGAUUUGUAAAUGGGAUGGUUGAUCCAGAGCAACAAGGUGUGUACGCCACGUCCAUUGCAACGCUGGCAGCAAAGCUUCAGAUGCCACUCUGGUUUGUGGAAUUGAGGCAUAUGGGAACACAUGAACAUCUUCCUAGUUUGGUAAUUCUCAGGAAAGGAUGUAGACAAGCAUUAGAAUGGCUAAAUAUCAACUAUUGGAUGUCACAAAAACCGCUUUUUUCACAAAGACUCAAUGAAAUAAGAGAUGUAGUGCUUGAAUAUAAACGGACAAAGAAAAGACUUUUGAAAGAACAGAUGUCCGAUGAAUCUCAAUCGCUGGCAACUACAAACAAAAUACUAAAGAAGUUGAAUAAACUUGUCAGUUUGGAGAUAAUAAGUGAGUCUCUGAUCCCAGUUCUCCUUGAGGUUGGAAUUUUGGUACCGACAGGAUAUGACAAACGUGCCCAAUCGCUCGAUUAUGAAAUACCCACAGAUCGGUCCUUAUUAUGGCAUCCUUUCCUUUACUAUUGUUAUACGACGUGGAGUAGAUUUGGAGAUGAAAUUUUGUCUGCAAUGUGUGAAAGAUUGAGCGAAGAAGACGACGAAUAUGAACAAAAUAACUAUUCUUUAACAAUAGUUGCCUGGAUAAAGCAUUUGCUGAUUAUUCACUAUAAACAAUCUGCUCCCAUUUUCGGAUCGAUCGAAGUUGAAGGCGUCCUGGAACCUUGUUUGAGAAGACCAAAUGUCUACACACGAUCAAUAUUGCAAGUACUGUUAGAUUACGACAAUGUGUUGGAACGCUCUGUAACUCCAUUUGUCAAGUAUAUUGAUAAAAUGUUGACAAUGAAGUGUACCCCAGUCCCGAUAUCAGAUCUACCAAGAAUCACGGAUGAGGAGCUCAACAAUGAAAUCGUGGAGUUAACUACUAAAGCAAGACGACCACUAGAAUCAGUUCCCAUGGAUAUGACAACCCAACCAUUGACGCAAACUGAUAACCAAACGGAAACAUCUUGGAAACUAUAUGACAUUAAUGAUUGGAAACCCUGUCCAAUUGGCUGUCUACCUAAUGGACACAUUCCUUCUCUUGAAUUAUCAGUCACAACCAAUGAAGAUGCUGAGAGUUUUGUUAAUAAGUAUCUCUAA
This is a messenger RNA of Paraglomus brasilianum, 1380 nucleotides long. NCBI's taxonomy places the organism in Eukaryota, Fungi, Glomeromycota, Glomeromycetes, Paraglomerales, Paraglomeraceae. The record is from the annotation of a GenBank genome assembly.